AUGGGUCGUUACAUUAAGAAAGGAUUAAGAGGGAACUGGCGUCAGGAGGAUCUCCAAGCUGCUCUUAAUGCAGUUGCAAAUGGACAGAAGGUAAACACCGCCGCCAAAGAGUUCAAAAUGCCAAGGAGAACCCUUAAAAGGUACUUAAAGACAAAACAAAUUCUAAAGUCUCAUCUUGGUCGCAAACCACUUCUCUCUUCAGAACAGGAAAAUGAAUUGGUAACGCGUAUUAAACGAUUAGCAAGCGUUGGUUAA
Molecule: messenger RNA, 255 nt
Organism: Parnassius mnemosyne (clouded apollo)
Lineage: Eukaryota; Metazoa; Arthropoda; Insecta; Lepidoptera; Papilionidae
Source: the annotation of a GenBank genome assembly